CCUCAUUGGUGCUGAAAGAUCAAAACAACCACCAAGAUGACGACUAAACCCCUUCUCCUGGCUGCUUUGGCUCUCUGCUGCUGCAUCGCCACUCUGCAUGCUUCUCCCAGGCAGUGGUGUCGCUGCAUACGGACGACCUCUUCUCCCAUUAACAGGCGUGUCAUCCAGAAAAUUGAAGUGAUUCCUAUUUCAGGACAAUGUCGCCAGACUGAAAUCAUAGUCACCAAGAAAAAUGGCUCUAAAGUUUGUGUCAAACCAAAUGAGAAGUGGAUCAACGUCCUGCUCACCGAAUUGCAAACGUUGGGCUGUAUCAAAGGAAGGGCUUCCUCUUGUGUUGGUCGUCAGUUAUUGCGAUAAUGCAGGAAUUUGAUCUCCAGCUCAACCACCACGUCACCCACUGCUUCCACAAUCAACUUCUGAUCACAUUUAGUAACAUUUGACAUAGCAAUGGCUUCAUUUAAGUUUAGCAAGCUGUGAAUUAACUGUAGGAGUCCAGUUUUAUAAACAAUCUUUGUAAUUCAAAUGUUAUACUAUUUAACACCUUGUGUAACACCACAGUUUUCUUGAAUCUUUGUGGUGCUAUCAUUUUGGAAAAAAUGCUAAUAAUUACACAAUAGUUGUCCUAGUACAAUUAUUACAACAAUUAAACUAUACUGUGUUAGAUGUAUGAUGUGUUAUUGGAGAAUUCAUUAAGCAAGCAAAAUAAACAAAACAUUAUUGCUGUACAGAACCUUUUAAAUGUGUUUAUGUUGACAUUUCAUUGUCAGAAACCACAAAUAUGUACUGUGAAGUAAAAUCUGUGAUUGUUUUAAGUUACUAAUCACACAAUAAGUAAAUGUUUUCCUGUAAAUGUGACUAAAUAAUGUAAAUGAAAUCCUGCUGUCCACAUUGUAUUUUGAUUAAAUUUUGGAUGGUAUGGAAACCCA
Molecule: messenger RNA, 926 nt
Organism: Micropterus dolomieu (smallmouth bass)
Lineage: Eukaryota; Metazoa; Chordata; Actinopteri; Centrarchiformes; Centrarchidae
Product: interleukin-8
Exons: 5
Coding region: 37-357 (106 amino acids)
Biological process (GO): chemokine-mediated signaling pathway; inflammatory response; neutrophil chemotaxis
Cellular component (GO): extracellular region
Molecular function (GO): CXCR chemokine receptor binding; chemokine activity
Source: RefSeq, a predicted model, not a curated record